Molecule: messenger RNA, 615 nt
Organism: Pichia membranifaciens NRRL Y-2026
Lineage: Eukaryota; Fungi; Ascomycota; Pichiomycetes; Pichiales; Pichiaceae
Exons: 1
Coding region: 230-571 (113 amino acids)
Source: RefSeq, a predicted model, not a curated record
GCAAGAGCAAUAUACCUCCUGAUGCUUAUGUGUAAUUUCUGUUUAUAAUAAAUCCAAAUAUGGUAUGCAAUACAAUCAUUUUUAAGGAAUUAUAGUGGAGGAAAAACAGUGAAUGAAAAUUGCCCUGUCAAAUCUACUCGAUUACCUACUGCAAUGAUGUCGAUGGUAUCACUGGUCUUUGAACAAAAGUCUGGCGGGUGAUGUUAACCAAAUCAUUGCUAAAAUUAAUAUGGCUAGUAUAGAAGAGUUCAGUGAUCAGUGCAAAUGGUAUUUUGAGAAGGCCAUCAAGUAUUCAACAGGUUCCGAAACCGAAUGUUUGUCAGAGAUGGAAUCUAAAAUCUGCGGUAAAGCUAAGUACCUUCUAGAGUUACACAGAAACAAUGUAGGUGUUAAGAAUAUUGGGACAAUUGCUUCCAAAAACUUUGUACUCCUGGAAGCCGGGGAACCAAUAGUGGCUAAGAUUUGUGAUUAUACAAGCAGUUUUUGCUCAAUCUCUUCAGAUCGCUCACUAUAUAGCACGAGUAGUGAAAAAUGCGAUAGUUUCGGAGAAAUAUCGUUCUCCUACGAGUAAAGUAUUUGUCUAAUGUAGAUAUAUAUGCAUUUAUAUGAGUCUAU